Ostertagia ostertagi is the source of this 441-nucleotide messenger RNA. NCBI's taxonomy places the organism in Eukaryota, Metazoa, Nematoda, Chromadorea, Rhabditida, Trichostrongylidae. The record is from the annotation of a GenBank genome assembly.
AUGGGUUUCCAAAAGAUCUACAAGCAGUUCUUUCCGCAAGGCGAUCCAUCUGAUUUCGCCUCGUUCGUCUUCAAGGUGUUCGACGAGAAUAAGGAUGGAGCGAUCGAAUUUCACGAAUUUAUUCGAGCCUUGUCCAUAACGUCACGGGGGAAUCUUGAUGAGAAAUUACAUUGGGCAUUCAAAUUGUACGAUCUCGACAACGACGGUUUUAUCACACGUGAUGAGAUGCUUUCGAUUGUUGAUUCCAUAUACAAAAUGGUUGGAUCGAGUGUAAAAAUUCCGGAUGAUGAGAGCACACCCGAGAAACGAGUCGAUAGGAUAUUCCGAAUGAUGGAUAAGAACAACGAUGCGCAACUUACAUUGGAAGAAUUCAAGGAGGGGGCCAAAGCAGAUCCGUCUAUUGUGCAUGCGUUGUCGUUGUAUGAAGGUUUAUCGUCAUGA